AGCGCAGCAGCGGCUCGUUGCGGCUGAGCCUAUGGGAUUUCAGGGAAAAGGGGCUUGUGUCACGUGAUUGGCCGGCGGGGAGUCUCUGAGCUGCGGUGGGGAAUGGAGGCGGAAGAGGAGCUGUCCCUGCGGGGGCUGGAGAAGCUGCCCGCAGAGCUCGGGCCCAAGCUCCUUCACAAAGUAAUUGAUGGUGUUUGUGGCCGUGCUUAUCCUCAGUUUAAGGAUUAUGACAACAUUUGGGAUUCAACAGAAUGGACUAAUGUCCUGGAAGAUAUUUCCAAGUUUUUCAAAACUGUCAUUGGUAAAAAUAAAGAUUUUGAAAAGGUGAUUGAGCAGUUGAAUCACUUAAGCUCGGAUCAUCAGAAUACAAUCAUGAAGUGUUUGAAAAGUCGAAAAGAUGAAAUUAGGAAAGCUCUCUUAGGAGAAAUAAUUGCCAUUUCCUCUGCCCAGUUACAGGAUUUUGAUUGGCAGUUAAAGCUUGCUCUCUCUAGUGAUAAGAUUGCCACAUUGCAAGUGCCACUUCUGAACCUUGAUCUAGAUGUAAAGGAAAAUGGUGACGUUAAACAAUAUUCUGUUGAAAUGAAUAAAGAAGAACUUCAGAAUUUAAUAAAUUCGUUGGAAGCAGCUAAUAAGGUCAUCUUGCAGUUGAAGUGACUGGAGAGGACGGAUAUCAGAAUCAUCAGCCUCUUACUGCUACAACUGAGGUGGCAGCAAGAAUAGCUUAUGCUCAGAGACUCAAGAGAUACACUGAAGUAUGCUGAUCUGAGCAGGCAGCAGUGAUCUGAGAUUAGGAAGAUGAAAGGAAAAGCUACUAUGGUUGGUGUGAAAAGUGUAAAAAAAAAGUAAAUAUGAAAAAUUACAUAGCAUUUUAUAUUUUUAAAGACUUGUUUUAUCUAUCAUUUUGUAGAGAAAUGUUUAGAAAUACACCUGUUUAGAAAAAUACCCUAUUGUGUGUACUAAAUACAUCAAGUUAAUAUUCUAAGCACAAAUAUGUCCCAUUUAAAAAAAAAAUACUAGUGUCCUAAGUGAUGGAUUAAUAAUUUCAAAUGUGUUUAAAAUCUAAUUUUAAAACAAUGCAAUAUUCCUUGUGUAUGUUUAUAUCUAUGUAUGUGUACACAUAUGUGCAUACACAUGUAUAUGCACACAUGUACAUGGAUAUACAUAUAUACAAUUUAUAAAUUGUUUUUAAAAUAUUUCAAAAAUAAAUCUAUAAUAAGUCAUCUAGCACUUAUGGCUCUAUAUUAUUUAAAUCCAUAUACACAUGUGUGCACAUUUUUAUAGAUCCCAGAGAUACAAAGGAACCUUAACUGAUCAAGAUGCUCCUAUACAAUAUAUUUGACAAGGGAAUAUCCAGCUUUUGUUUGAAGACCUUUAGUGAGGGGGAUUCCUUGAGCCCUGAGACACUUCAUUCCUCAUUGGAUUGCCCUAAUUGUUCAGAAACCCUAAUCAUUGACUUGAAAUCUGCUUUUAUGACAUCCACCAUUAACUCCUAAUUUCCUACUCUAGUAAAGCACAAUAAAAACUGGACACUUUAAAGUUUAUUAGUUUCCUUCAGAAAUUGUAGAGCCCAGAACUGAACAUGGUAUUCCAGACAUGGCCUGAGAAAUCUUGAAUUACUGUGGCACAAUCACCUUUCCCUCUCUGCUUCUUAGUGCCACAUAGGAGGAUCACGUUAGCUUUUUGGCUGUCAUAUCCCACUUGAUUUGUAUAGAACUUGCUUCAGCCUCCAGAUUUUUUUCAGACUAGUUGCUCUCUAGCCAUAGUUCCCCCAUGUUGUAUUUGUGAAGAUGAGUUUUUGAACCUAAGUUUAAGACUUAGUAUUUAGGGGCAGCUAGGUGGCGCAAUGGAUAAGGCACUAGCCUUGGAUUCAGGAGGACCUGAGUUCAAACCCAGCCUCAGACACUUACUAGCUGUGUGACCCUGGGCAAGUCACUUAAACCCCAUUGCCCUGCAAAAAAAAAAAAAAAGACUUAGUAUUUAACCAUAUUAAAUUUCAUCUAAUUAAAUUCAACCUUAUGGUCUAAGCCCACCAGGAUCUGGAUUACUAACGUUAUCAUCAAACACACCAGCCAUCUCCCCUGGCUUUCUGUUAAAUCAACUGCCUGGAUAUGCAUGUAUUUCUCUGCUUAUUGUACUUGACUCAUUUUCACAUAUUCUAUAUUCUAGCCAAAUCAGCCUCCUUGCUGUUCUCAUACAUUUCACUUCCUGUCUCCCUGCCUUUGCAUAGGCAGUCCUUCAUGCCAGAGAUGGAUCCCCUCCUCCCAGCUGCCUCUCACCUAAUCUCUUUUUUCUUCUAAAUUCAUGUCAGAUAUCUUCUACACGAGGCCUUUUCCGAUACCCUUAGCUGCUGAUGCCCAGUGCUGUAUAUACUCAUAUGUAUACAUCUUUAUUCCUUAACAGAAGAAUGUAAGUUCCUAAAAGGCAGGGGCUGUUUUAGUUUUGUUUUUGUAUCUCCAUUGUCUAGUAUGUUGCCUGGCAAACUCAUAGUUGCUUAAAAGUAAUCCUAGCAUUUAUAUUUUAUCUUCUAUGUGCCAGGCACUAUGGUAAAAGCACUUUACAAAUAUUAGCUCAUUUGAUCCUUACAACAACCCCACAAGGCAGCUGUUAUAGUCAUCUCCGUUUUACAGUUGGGGAAACUGAAGCAGACGGGUUAAGGGACUUGCCUAUGCUCAUGUAGCUAGUAAGUGUUGGAGGCAGGAUUUGAAUGCAGGUUUGUGGAUAGAGACCUAGAAGGGACCUUAGAGGCCCAAUAGACUUACCCCUUUCAUGUUUUAUAUGAAUCAUUUGAUAGAUUCUCAGAUGAGGAGGUGAGUUGCUCCAAGUCAUGGUGAUAUGUAGGUGACUCUAGUGCACUUCCCACUGCACCACAUUGCAUUUUUCUACAUACAGAAAAGCCCACAUAUAUGCCAAAUGAAACCAAAUAGGAAUUCUAUUGGGAAAGUUCAUUAAACUCAAAAGAAGAAAAUAUUUAAGGUCUCUUUUUGGUGCGAAACAUCUGGGGUUUGGCAGCUCUGGAAUCUUAAAAUCCCCUGAUACAAUCCUGGAACAAAUUCUAGGCCGUGCUGCUGCUUUCUCAGCCCUGUUUUAAGGUAGGUGGUAGGACAUAGUGGAAAGAAUAUAAGACAUGGAAUCUUGGGACCUGGGUCCAACCUUCCACAAUGCUGACUUUUCUCUGGGGAACCUUGGUCAGUCUAUUUCCCAUGUCUGAGCUUCCUGUAUGCUCAAUGGUAAAAUGAGGGGUUGGAACUAGCUGACCUCUGUAGGCCCUCGUUGUUGUAGAUGUAUGAUCUCAGGUACAAGCCGGCCAUAAGAAGAAAAGGAUUCAGUAUCUUGACUGUUUGGACAACAGGCAUGAUACUGUAAAUAAUUUUUGGUAAGGUGACGAUGUGCUUUGUCAAUUUUCAGGUUUCAGCAAACAAUUUUGGAUAAGGAUCGUGUUGUAGAAAAAUCACUUGAUACCAGUUGUAAUCUCUUACAAACAACAUACUAAACAAGAAUGUCAUAUUUUAUAUUUGUUUAGCUUAUCAGUUUAUUUACAAAGUGCUUACCUAUUCAGCACCAUACCAUGUUGCCUUCAACAAUGUUAUAUUAAAUUUGUAUAAUGCUUCAUGAUUUAAAAAAUCUUUUUUAUAAACAUCUCAUUUGGUCCUUAUGAUGGCUUUGUGAUAAAGGCAUGGCAAUUAUUAUCCCAGUUCUACAGAUAAGGAAUGGUCACAUGAUUAGAACUCUGAUCAGUCCAGUGUUCUAGGUUAGGACAGAUUGUACUCCAAAUAAUGUUUUGUAAAUUAUAUGGAACUCAGUACAUUUUCCUGUUGAGGAGAUGUUAGAUUCCUAGGCCAGGCUCCCUAAAUCUAUUUUCAUCCAUAAUGUAAUUUAACUAUAAUAUUAAUGGUACUCUCUUGAGUUCUGCUCCUGAGAGAACUGGGUCAUUUAGUGUAGGAGUGAGGGUGGGAAAACAUAGCUUCCUUUUCUUUUCCUAUUCGAAGACUGGCCUCAUCAGUCCUUUUUCACAUUCCUUUUCACUGGCCUCCCACUUCUUUGUGCCCCUCUCCUCAGGGCAUCUUAGCUUCACUGAGCCCCAUAGUGCAGACCAUUUUCUCUGAGAGCCCAGGAUAUGUGUGAGAUGUCAUCUCACCUCAUGGAAUAAUAGGUUUUAGAGCUGGAAAUGACCUUAGAGCUCAUCUAGUUCAGACCCCUCAUUUUAUAAAGAAAAUGACUUCCAUGAAGAUGAAGUGACGUACUAAAACUAAUAGCAGAGUAUAGCAGGAAGAAUGCAUGCUGUGGGGUCAGGUUCAAACCCCAUCUCUGACACUAUAGUUCAGCCACCAGCAACCGAAUUUCAGUUUCCUCAUUUGUGUGAAGAAAAACAACUUGAAAGCCGUGAUCAAAGCAGUGGAUGGAUGAUACAUCAAAAGACUGCUGAUGAACCCUACUUCCCACCUCUUGACAGAGGGUUAAUGGACUCAAGAUGGAAAAACAGAUCUACAUUCUCAGAUCUGGCCAAUGUGUUGAUUCAUUUUGCUAGACAGGACAUAAUCAUUUGUUAUGAAGGAAGGUGAAGAUGGCAUGUUAUUGGGUGGUGAUAUAUCUGGAAAAAAAAGAAAAACCUAUAGGAUUGUAGGUCUAAUGCUCAAAGGGACCUCAGAGGCCAUCUAGUUUCCAUUCUUUCUCUCCAACAUCAUCUUACAAGAUAAGGAAACGCUUCCUAGCUCAGGGUGAUCCAGGAACCCAAGUCUUUCAACUCCUGAACCACUGGCUUUGAAUUUCAUUGCUUCUUUUAUUCCUUUAACAGUAAAUAAAACAAAGGGCAUAAGAGGAUGCUACUUUUGUUGGCUACCCUAUUUAAUAUAGAAUAAUUCUUAAAAAAACAACACACAACAAAUCUUCAUAAGAGACUUAUAUUUUAUAUCAGAGGCAACUGAGUGGUGUGGUACAUGGAGUUCUGGCCCCAUAGUCUGGUGUGAUCCAGCUUCAGGUACCAGCUGUGUGACUCUGGGCGAGUCAAUUUUGAUCUCUGCCUUAUUCCUCAACUAUAAAAAAGGAAUAAUGAUGCCACCUACCUUUCAGGGUUGUUGUGAGGAUUAUAUGGGAUAUUUAUAAAGUUCUUAGCACUUAAAUUUUUGUUUCAUUCCUUCCAUCUUAUGUUGCCCUCUUGUCCUUUUGUAUAUUGAAAUGUUUAUUGAUUGUGUUUACAAUAAUUGUUUUAAAGAGACUUGAUGGAAAAACAAAACAGAACAGUAAAAUGAGGAAAUGAAAACCUAGCCUCAUGGAGUUACUACUGUAACAAAGAGAUAAUGUAAACACUUUAUGACUAUUUCCUUCACUGAUUGGGAUCUCCGGCCCACUAAGAUUUAGUAGAUUUUCUUAAAGGGUUGCUAUGUUGGCUGGCCCUGAGAUGAUGGACAGACUGUUGCUACGUUUACAUUGGAAGUUUUCCCAGCAUGGAUGGACUUUUUAGGAUUCAUACUCCCCCAGCAAAGCCAUUGAAAAUUUCACACUGUUAUGAAGCACUGGAAAAGGACUGAAUUGUAAUCACUUAAAAUUUAAAUAAACAUUUUGUUUUCAUUGACAGAUUGAUAGCCUCAGAUUUCUGCUGAAUAUACUGUUCUCUUACUUUCUUUGCUUUUAGCCAGCUUUAACACCUCCCUGAGCAGGGAGUCUUUAAAAUCGUGAUACCUUUCUCUAAUGCUGUCCUAAUUUUCUCAGCUCUUUCUGAGGCUAUGAGGCCAGUGCCAAAGUAGUUAUUUUCUUCCUCUCCUCCCAGCCCCCAAAUAUAACAGGUACACUGUCUUCCAAAAUGUGGCAAAUUCCAUAUUCUUUUAAGAAAAUUCUAAAUGAGUUAGACAAAAAAAAAAACCCUCUGAAUUCUGUUAUAAACUAAGCAAGGCAAAUGGAAUAGGAAGGGAAUAGAUGGUGGUUGGGUAGGACUAGGUGAGGAAGAGGGUGAAAAGUGGGUAUUUGAGUAAGGAGAAAAAGAUAUUAAUAGGAGAGAAAAAGGAAAGAACACAUGGGCCCAUGGCACUAGACACCCAGAAGUGAGCGCCACAUGGAAAGAAAAGUUGGAUAAUUUCACUGUCCUGCAUCCCCUUAGCAUUUCUGUAUCUCUUGGUAGUAAUGUUGAACUUAAUGAUACGUGGUUUUGAAUUUUCUGUCCAUGGGCAAAUUUCAACAUGGUUGUCUUCUUCUUUAGAGCAGGAACUGUUUCUGAUAUGCACCAUGAUUGCUUCCUCUGUUCUGUACAUAAUGGCAUAAUCUUUGGGGUAAAUGUUCCAUGCUGAAUAAAUUAAUGAAAUAAUUACUUUUAUAUUA
This is a messenger RNA of Dromiciops gliroides (monito del monte), 6309 nucleotides long. It is a transcript of the gene COMMD8, whose product is annotated as COMM domain containing 8. The record is from RefSeq and is a predicted model, not a curated record. Bases 103 to 654 code for a protein of 183 amino acids. Lineage: Eukaryota; Metazoa; Chordata; Mammalia; Microbiotheria; Microbiotheriidae. The transcript has 5 exons.